AUGUCAUGCCCCCCAACUUCCAAUCCUGUUGACUUUAGCCCAUUUGAUACUUCAUUUCGGCUACCAGCUUAUAAUCCGGAUGACCCGACGCAAGCGGCGCCGUCGUCAUCAAAUGUGCCAACCCCUGCAGUUGACGAACAAAAUGUCGGCAGUACAUCACCGAGUACUGAUGCACAUUUGCAUGAUGCCGACGAGUUGUUAUUCGACUUAAAUGAAGAUUUGGGGGGUACCACUAUUGUCGAAGAUGAUGAAAUGAGGGUUGAAGAACCAAGAUCAGGCAUGGAGUUUGAAAGUGUGAAAGAGCUGACGGCCUACUAUAAGCAAUAUGCGAAGCAAGAGGGUUUCGGUGUACGGACACAGAGAACUAGAAAAGAUGAUGAGGGUAGGCCUGUGUAUGUGACUGUUGGUUGCGCCCGUGGCGGAAAGUACCAACCUAAGAAUAGUAAUAUCUCGAAGCCACGGCCAACAACCAGAACAAAUUGUAAAGCAAGAGUAAAUGCUACAUUGAGCAAGAAUGAAAAGUGGGUUUUCACAACUGUUGAAAUUGUGCACAACCACAUAACUGUGAGCCCCAAGAAAACUAGACUGUUGCGAUCGCACAAGUUUCUAGACGAAUAUAGCCAAAGGAUCCUGGACCUGAAUGAUCGAGCCGGAAUAAGAAUGAACAAAAAUUUUAAUUCUCUUGUUGUUGAUGCGGGGGGUUAUGAGAAUUUAACUUUUCAAGAGAAAGAUUGUCGGAAUUUCAUUGAUAAGGCCAGACAUUUACGGUUGGGUAAAGGAGGUGGCGAAGCCCUUAAUCAUUAUUUCCAAAGAAUGAGAGACCGGAAUGAUGGCUUUGUUUCUAACAUGGACGUGGAUGAUGAUGGUAGGCUACGAAAUGUGUUUUGGGCUGAUGCCCGUAGUCGAGCAGCUUAUGAAUAUUAUGGCGACGUAGUAACUUUCGAUACUACGUACCUAACAAAUAGGUACGGGAUGCCUUUUGCCCCAUUUGUUGGUGUUAAUCAUCAUGGGCAGUCCAUAUUAUUAGGGGUGGGAUUGAUUUCAACUGAGGACACACAUACUUUUGUCUAG
Messenger RNA from Carya illinoinensis, 1071 nucleotides. RefSeq names its product protein FAR1-RELATED SEQUENCE 5-like. The record is from RefSeq and is a predicted model, not a curated record. The transcript has 3 exons. NCBI's taxonomy places the organism in Eukaryota, Viridiplantae, Streptophyta, Magnoliopsida, Fagales, Juglandaceae. The coding region runs from base 1 to 1071 and encodes 356 amino acids.